AUCUCACACCAUUUAUUCUCACUCUCAAAACUGAAUCUGAAGUUGAAGGCUGAGGGAAAAUGGCCCAUUACUAUGGCGACUAUGGAAAGAAUGAUGAAGUGGAAUUUGUCAGAACUGGCUAUGGAAAAGAUAUGGUCAAGGUUCUCUAUAUUCAGAGGGAUGGAAAAUACCACAGCAUCAAAGAGGUGGCGACUUCGGUGCAGCUGACCCUGAGAUCCAAGAAGGAUUACCUCCACGGUGAUAACUCUGACAUCAUUCCAACAGACACCAUCAAGAACACAGUGCAUGUCCUGGCGAAGCUCAAAGGGAUAAAAAGCAUAGAGACCUUUGCUAUGAACAUCUGCGAGCACUUCCUUUCUUCUUUUAACCAUGUCACCAGAGCCCAUGUCUACGUGGAAGAGACCCCCUGGAAACGCUUUGAGAAGAACGGAAUCAAGCACGUCCAUGCCUUCAUCCACACCCCUACGGGAACACACUUCUGUGAAGUGGAGCAGAUGAGGAACGGACCUCCAGUUAUUCACUCUGGAAUCAAGGACCUCAAGGUCUUGAAAACAACCCAGUCCGGAUUUGAAGGGUUCCUCAAGGACCAGUUCACCACUCUCCCAGAGGUGAAGGACCGCUGCUUCGCCACGCAAGUGUACUGCAAGUGGCGCUACCAGAGGCGGGAUGUGGACUUCGAGGCUGUCUGGGGCACUGUCCGGGACAUAGUCCUGAAGAAGUUUGCUGGGCCCUAUGACAAAGGCGAAUACUCACCAUCGGUGCAGAAGACCCUCUAUGACAUACAAGUGCUGUCCCUGAACCAGGUGCCUGAGAUUGAAGAUAUGGAGAUCAGCCUGCCAAACAUUCACUACUUUAACAUCGACAUGUCCAAAAUGGGGCUGAUCAACAAGGAAGAGGUUUUGCUGCCUCUCGACAAUCCCUAUGGCAAAAUUACUGGGACAGUCAAGAGGAAGCUGUCUUCAAGGCUGUGACAUUAUGGCUCCACUCAGUUGUAAUGCUGAGGAGUACUGUGUGGUUACCUGCAAAAGAUAUCAACUUGGGAUACUGAUUGCUUCCUUCUGUAUGAAAUCAUUGCUUUCUUUGUUCCUAGUUCAACAAGGCAUUUUGGGGAUGCCUGUAUUAGCAGGUCCAACAUGCUCCAUGGCUUUGGGCAGUUCAUUAAAAAUUACUGGGCAGUGUUAGAAUCACAAGUGAGAUUUCUCCUUGGUGCUCUUGCGUCCCCUGCCUUAGAAUCAGUCUUUUGAAUUAGACCAUAAGAAAAUAAUGAUGAAGUAGUGUUGCUGCUACAUUGAUUAAUUUGAACACAAGUUCAAGAAGCAAACACUGUUGUCAUCUUAGUGAUAAGUCUGGGUAGUGCUGAAAAUAUAACAAAAUCUUGAAAAAAAAUCACCAUAGUGACUUCAACUGAUGGAAUAUUUGUGUUUUUAAAAAGCCCUGGCAUUUAGACAAUAGCUCAGUGUGGAGGAGAGAAGGUGGGCCUGAAACUCCAACCCUAGCUGAGGAGUUAUUGGCAUUUGAUUGCUGCUGGAAGAGAAGGAAAGUCAGUUUUGUUUAAGAGUGUGGCGCAUGGUAUGUCAAUCGUACUGUCGGGCAGCAGCCUCCACGCCUAGACGCAGUCAGCUUAACUGCCUUCAGUGGGACAGAGAGAAAGAACAUGCAGUUUGGUGGGUGAGGAAGACCUGGGAAGACCUGGGAUGUGAGGCGAAUAUGAUCAAAAUAAAUUGUAUAAAAUUAUCAAAUAAAUAAAAACAUUAUUUAAAAAACUAAACAUAGCACUUUUAGGUUCCUCUACCAGUUAGCAUGAAUAAAGACAAGAACAUUUCUAGUGUCUUCUAAAUAAAAACCUUUGGCAUAUAUCAUUGAUGAUUUAUGUCUAGCCUAAUAAUGCUUUUAUGGCCUUGUGAUACUGCUUUUAUGAUUUUUGCAACUCUUAGAGAAUACUUAGUACAUACUAGGACAUUAAACUAAGUAUAUAUUGUUA
Messenger RNA from Psammomys obesus (fat sand rat), 1981 nucleotides. RefSeq names its product uricase. The coding region runs from base 60 to 971 and encodes 303 amino acids. The record is from RefSeq and is a predicted model, not a curated record. Gene Ontology annotation, cellular component: peroxisome. Gene Ontology annotation, biological process: urate catabolic process; purine nucleobase catabolic process. Gene Ontology annotation, molecular function: urate oxidase activity. The transcript is spliced from 8 exons. Lineage: Eukaryota; Metazoa; Chordata; Mammalia; Rodentia; Muridae.